AACACCCAUAAACAUGAAAAAAAAGAGAAAAAGAAAUCAAAUUGAUUUGUUGGAUUGGAUUGGGGAAAAAGGGAUAUUGGCUCUUGGCUCUUGGCUCGUGUCUCGUGUCUCGCCAUUGCCAAUAAGUUAAACUUUUGAGAGAGAAACAAUCAAUCAACAAGCAGCUUCUGUAAGAUUCCUUUCACUUGGCUGACCCAGUUGAAAAAUAAGUUUGAGUGGCCAUAGGAAUAACGAAUAAAUCCCGAAGAACACAAUUUCUCGAAUCAUUUACCUGGUUUUUCCAUAUGCAGAGCUUGAAAUUCCCACCAUUUCUUCUUGUUUCCCAUCUUUUUGCUUAAAACCCACAUACCCAUUUCGCUAAUCCCUCUCUGUUCGUCUUCAACCUUCGUCCGAAUGCCGCUAACCGCCAUUGCUUUCCAAUCUUCACUCCAUUGCUUCACUGGAUUUCCAUUUCCUCCACCCUUUCAUCCCAAUUUGGGGUUUCACUCUUCAAUUCCUUCAAAACCCAGUCGGGUUUUUCUCUGUUGCAAGAAGCUUCAAGUAUCGGAGCCUAAGCAUUACCCAAGCUCUUUCAAUUUCUCGAAUGAGAGCGUAGCGGUUCCUAAAUUCAGGAGUUCGAGUUCGAAGGAUAUUGAUGUUGCUACUCUUGGAAAUCUUUGCGUGGAUAUUGUGCUUAAUGUUCCUAGUUUACCUCCAGAAAAUGAUGAUGAACGCCAGGCUUAUAUGGAGCGAUUGUCCUCCUCGCCUCCUGAUAAGCGUUAUUGGGAAGCUGGCGGCAACUGCAAUAUGGCAAUAGCGGCUGCUAGAUUGGGACUUCGUUGUGCUACAGUUGGUCAUGUAGGAAAUGAAAUCUAUGGCCACUUUCUUCUUGAUGUACUUCAUGAGGAAGGAAUUUCUACAGUUGGCAUGAGUGAUGCUAGUUGUGGUGUUAGGUCGAAGACAGCUUAUGAGACUCUUCUAUGUUGGGUUCUGGUGGAUCCCUUACAAAGACAUGGUUUUUGCAGUCGAGCUGAUUUCUCUAAGGAGCCUGCGUUCAGUUGGAUUAAUGAACUAUCUGGAGAAGUUAAAAUGACCAUUAGACGGUCAAAGGUCCUAUUUUGUAACGGUUAUGGCUUUGAUGAGCUCUCCCCUAACCUCAUUAUUUCAAUUGUGAAUUAUGCGUUGGAGGUUGGAACAUCGAUCUUUUUUGAUCCUGGACCACGUGGAAAGAGCUUGUCUGUUGGUACUCAUGAUGAAAGAAGUGCUUUAAGCCAUUUCUUGAGGAUGAGUGAUGCUCUGCUUCUAACUUCUGACGAGGCUGAGUCUUUGACAGGUAUAAAAGAUCCAAUAUUAGCAGGGAAUGAGUUGCUAAAGAAAGGUGUGCGUACAAAGUGGGUUAUCGUCAAAAUGGGUUCAAGAGGUUCAAUUUUGAUAACUAAGACGGCCAUCUCUUGUGCGCCUGCAUUCAAGGUGAAUGUUGUCGAUACUGUUGGGUGCGGAGAUAGCUUCGUAGCAGCAAUUGCUUAUGGUUAUAUACACAAUUUGCCAACCGUUGAUGCAUUAACAAUUGCCAAUGCUGUGGGUGCUGCUACAGCGAUGGGUUGUGGUGCUGGUAGGAGUGUUGCAACCUUGGAAAAAGUAUUAGAACUUAUGAUGAAAGCAAAUAUCAAUGAAGAUAGUGACUUUUGGAAUAAACUGUUAAGUGAAAACUUGGAAUCUCAAGAUAUUACAUUGAUGUCAAAAUUGGACGUCGAUAGAUGCAACAUGUCGAUAAAUUACGUCGUGUUCCAAAAGGUGCUAUCUAGAUUGCUACCUAUGCUUGAACAUGCACAAUAUGAAGGAAAAUUGACAUCUUAGAAUUACAAUAGAAGAAAUUGAUCCCUUCAAUAUAUGUUAAAGUUUAGUUGCAGUCUCAAUGGUAUGAAAGGCAAACGACAAGUUUGAUGGGUUAUCAUAUUGCAAAAUGAUUCAUAGAAGGUUGUUUGUCAAAUCUUCUUCUCUUGAGGCGGACAACGGCUGUAGGAUUAAUAGGAUAUUCUUUGGCUUCAACAUUCUCUUUUUUGGGUAUACGAAGAUGUAGGCCUUUUUUCUUUUCUUUUCUUUUCUUCUUUUGGUAUUGUCAUUAUGUACUUAGGUGGAACAUAGUGGAGGUGCAUAGUCAUUGAAUCCAUGCAACAUUUGUUGCAAACAAAUCGAUGAAGAACUUGAACUAGUUGCAUGUUUCUUAAAUAGUUGUGUUACGAUUCUCGUUAGACCAGUUUGAAUAUUUCAUUACAGAUGAUGUUUAUUGGACUUAUUUAAAUAUUGUAUAACCAUGAAUGUAUAGAUAUGCUGGUUGACUUGAGCUCUGGGUAAAAGUAGCUCAUAA
Molecule: messenger RNA, 2347 nt
Organism: Benincasa hispida (wax gourd)
Lineage: Eukaryota; Viridiplantae; Streptophyta; Magnoliopsida; Cucurbitales; Cucurbitaceae
Product: pfkB-like carbohydrate kinase family protein
Source: RefSeq, a predicted model, not a curated record